Tuber aestivum (summer truffle) is the source of this 962-nucleotide messenger RNA. Lineage: Eukaryota; Fungi; Ascomycota; Pezizomycetes; Pezizales; Tuberaceae. The record is from the annotation of a GenBank genome assembly.
AUGCCAUCACCACCACUACUGCCACCAAAACCCCUGACACCGCACGACCUACGCCUAGCCUGCCGAAACGGAACCUACAGCACAACAACCAGCCUAACCAUCCCAACAGUGCAGUGCAACCUCCUAGUCCUCCCAUCCCGCUACGCCCCCUCCUUCACACAACUCUGCGCGCGGAACCCGGUCUCCUGCCCGCUCCUCCACUCCACCCUCCCCGGAAGUAAGACCACCCCACUAGCGCCAGGGGCGAACCUGGCAACCGACCUGCCAAAGUACAACGUAUACAAGGACGGGAAACUGCUCGCGGAGGGGGAUGGGAUCGCUUCGGUGGAGAAGUACUGGACGGAGGAUCAUGUCGGGUUCCUGAUCGGUUGCUCCUUCUCCUUUGAGUGGAGGCUGGCCGCUGCUGGGUUCCCACCCAAGCACACGCUUUGCGUGCCUGUCCGGUGCGUACCCAUGUUCCGGACGGGGGUCCCGUUGUCGCCGGCUGGGGAGUUUACGGGUGGGUGCUUGGUUGUCUCGAUGAGGGCUUAUAAAGAGGAGGAUGUGGCGGAGGUUAGGCGCAUCACGCGUGCGUUCAGGAGGCAGCAUGGAGAGCCCGUGGCCUGGGGGUGGGAUGGGGCCAGGAUGCUGGGGAUUGAGGGGAAGGUUAGAGAGGGGUUGGUGGACUUUGGGGAGUGGGUUGGGAUUGAUGGGGAGGUUGGGGAGGUUCCGGUUUUCUGGGGGUGUGGAGUCACGCCGCAGGUUGCGGUCAUGGAAAGUGGGAUUGAGGGGGUAGUUAUUAGCCAUGUUCCUGGGUGUAUGUUUGUUACGGAUGUCCCGGUCGAGGAUGAAGAGGUAUCUGGUCUUAAAUUAUGAUCACUUGCAGAGAGUUUGGUUCUGUUAAUUUGCAUUUGAUGCAAUAUUAGUAAUUGUCAAAGCCUCAGUGCUUGGUGGAUUCUUCACAAUGAAUCACUCGAACCCCG